Molecule: messenger RNA, 4579 nt
Organism: Metopolophium dirhodum (rose-grain aphid)
Lineage: Eukaryota; Metazoa; Arthropoda; Insecta; Hemiptera; Aphididae
Gene: Lerp
Product: cation-independent mannose-6-phosphate receptor
Exons: 24
Coding region: 495-4337 (1280 amino acids)
Biological process (GO): lysosomal transport
Cellular component (GO): plasma membrane; trans-Golgi network; late endosome
Molecular function (GO): insulin-like growth factor binding; D-mannose binding; signaling receptor activity
Source: RefSeq, a predicted model, not a curated record
CAAUAUGAUCGUAACCGGUUUUGGUUCGAGUCCGCGCAAUACGUCACGCGCCUACCCAUAUUAUCAAUAAUUCAUUAUAUAACAUAGAUACGUAAUAUUUACGUGCCUACGAAAGAUCUGAGUAUCUGACCGUCAAAGUUGUACGAUCAUACCAUGUUGUUUAUACCUACCGUGCGGCGUGAAGAAUAUUGCUAGUUGCCAGUGCAGUUUUUUAGCUGUAUGUCGAUGAUGUACUCGGCAGAGUGCCGAGUCAGCCGGUCUCACGAAUACUCCCGAUUCACAGACCACAGUCAACGUUCGAACGACGAACAUAGUCAUUUGUCAACAGUUCGGAACCCUGCAGUAUUAUAAUUUAUAGUGUGGUGGCACUCCAUAGUACCGCGUCCGUUGUGCGCAUUAUAAAGAAGGAGAACGCUAGUGUGUUUUUGUCGUUAUUUUAUUUUUACAAAUUGUGUUAUGCGUGUUUGUUAUUGGUGUUGUCGCUUCUUCUAAGUAUGGUGUUAUAUAAUUUGUGCCUAAUAAUUGCGGCGUUUGCUGCAGUCAUACAUUGUGAAGAUUGUAUUUUCAAUCUGAAACACAACGGAAAAGAUAUUCAGUUUGAUUUGAAUCGUUUCAAAGAAGUUCAAAAAGUGAAUUUCAACAAGUCUAAUGAUAUUUACUUAAAUAUAAAGUUAUGUAAAAGUAAUGAACAUAUAUCAACUUGCGAUGGAAUUAAGUCCAAAAUAUGCUUAGUUAAAUACAAAAGCACUAAAGCAGAUAUUGGAUCCAAAAUUAAAGAAGUGAAAUUAGAUGUUAAAGAUCAACUGGUUUUGUCUUUGGAAGGAAAUACUAUUUGUGAAAAAAAUCAAAAAUACUCGACAGAUCUAACGUUUACUUGCAAUAAACAUAUGAAUGAAAAUAAAAUGGAUUUUAAGCUAAAUGUAAAUCAUUGCAAGUAUGUUAUAGAAUUGACGUCUGCACUUGGUUGUCCAGUAGAUGAUUUGGAUAUAAGAAAUGUUUGUAAAGUUACAAUACCUCACAUCAAUUUUAAAUUUAAUUUGAAUCCUUUACGACGUUUAACCAUUAACUAUUUGGUUGAAAAUCAAAAUCGUCAAUUUGAGCUCAAUAUCUGUGGCCGUCUAACCGACAACAACAAAUGUGGUGGUAAUAUCACAACAAUAUGUGAUAUAACUGAUAUCAGAAAUCCUAAAGUGUAUGCCGUUGGAAAAUAUGCAAACGAUCAACUUCUGUAUGAUACAGAUAGUAAAAGCUUAAAAUUGAUCCAACACGAAAAAGCUACUAAAAAAAAAAAAGGGAGGAGAAUUGAAUUCAUUUUUAAGUGUGAUGAAAAUAUAGCACCUGAAAAAACAAAACCAAAAUUUUUAAAUGAAGAAAAUUACCAAGAUAAAACAAUUUUCCCAAAUAUUGCAUAUUUUGAAGUAGCUACAUCAGCUGUUUGUAUACCAAGAAUUAUAUCAUGCGAAGUAAUUACAAAAUAUACAGCUCGUUUCAAUUUAAAACCUUUACACAAGCGAGUAGACAAUUGGAAAAUUAUUAAUAAAAACAAUCGUGGAAUUUUUUACUUAAAUAUUUGUGGUUAUUUAAACGAAUAUGAUGGACAAAUUUCAACUACAUGUACAGUUGAUGGUAAAACUUCAGCUUGUUAUGUGGAUGGUUCAGGUAAAGGAAUUUCUAUUGGGUCAACUCAAAUAGGUCCUUACUACGAUGGAAAAUCAAUAAUAUUGAAUUAUACAGAUGGAGAUAAUUGUAGCAAUUCUUUGAAGUGGUCAACGGUUAUUAAUUUAACUUGUUCUAGUGAGACAAAACUCAUACAUGAAACAACAAAUUUCACUUUAUGUACCCAUGCAUUUAAUUGGAAAACACCUAAAGCAUGUGAAAUAUUGUUUGAGAGAAAAGAUCAGUGUAUGGUUACACACCCAUGGUAUUCUCAAACUGUGUACAAUAUCAGCAAUUUAAAAGAUCAGACGUUUGAAAAGAACAUUGAAGAUAAUGCAUCAUUUCGGUUUAGUAUUUGUGGUCCAUUACAAAAACCAUGUAAUGGUAUUUUAGAUUCAGCAGCAUGCUGGUCAGCUGGUGAAACUGAAAUGAACAUAGGGCUAUUUACUGAACAGAUAGUAUUUGAUAAUGGUUCCAUCUAUAUGUCCAUGCAUGGAGAAAAAUGUGUAAAUAAUGGACAGGGACCUAAUAGUCACACUAUUAUUCGAUUUGUGUGUGAUUACUUAGAUUCAAAAUGGAUUGAAUACAAAAAGGACUUUGAAGAAUGUACUUUUCAAUUCACCAUAAGUACAAAAUAUGCAUGUACACAGCCUUUAAAAAUUAAUUGUACUGUUGAUGAUCAAUUGGGAAAUAUUUUUGAUCUAAGUAAACUAACUAAAUUUAACAGUAAUUAUGAAAUAAUCACUAACCAAAAGAAAACAAUUAUUUUAAAUGUUUGUCAUUCUGUUAUUAAUAAUGAUAUUAAUGGUGUAAACUGUCAAUUCAAUAGUGGAGUCUGUUUAGUCGACCAUAAUAAUUUAUUAUAUUCUAACAGAUAUAAAAAUCUUGGGGAUGUAAAGGAAAGCCUUCAAAAAAAGGGAAAUAAAAUAAUAUUAGAAUUGAUGAAUGGUUUUUAUAAUAAUCACAAAGUUUCUUCAGUCAUUGAAUUUAUAUGUUCAAAUAAGAUUAAUGGUCCAGUAUUAACUGCAGAAGAAAAUCAUAAAUUUAUAUUCCAAUGGUUCACACCAUUGGUGUGUCCUAAUCAUCAACAUAUUAAAAAAAGAGAAAUAAUAAACAAUUAUAGUACAUUAAAGCCAACUUACAUACAAAUUGAUGGAUUAAACUAUACCAUAUAUAUUUGUCCCAAAAACAAUGAUUAUGUGAAUUUUAAUUCAGAAAUUUGUUUAAAUAAUAAAUCUUCACAUGGGCGAACAAUAAUUUUGUCUGUUAACAAACAGAAUAAAAUAUAUACUCUGCAAAACAAAUUGUAUUUUGAUCAUAAAACUAAUAUAGUUUGUGAUGUAAAUAGGAAUACAACAGUUCAAAUAAGGUUUAUGUUUUAUUGUGGGUAUAAGUUACAAAUACCUAAAGUUGCAAAAAAUAAUUGUACAACUAAUGUUCUCAGUAUCAAUCCAGAGAUAUGUGAUGACAAAUUGGAAUGCAAUGCGGGUUUGUAUGAUUUAACACCGAUUAAAGGAACUCAUAUAGUUAAUAUUAAUGAAAGAAAGUAUUAUAUUAACAUAUGUAUACCCGGAGCAGAAGGUAUUGGAGGAAUAAUGGAACUCAAUAAUAUAACUUAUAAUAUUGGUUAUCAAUUAACACCAUUUAAAACAAAUGAGGUGGAAACUGUUGAAAUGUCUUUUACAUAUGGAGAUAGUUGUUUUGAAUCAAGAUUAAAAUUUCCAAACACAAAGUAUUCUACUACAAUGAAAUUUAUAUGUGAUAUUACUGAAAAUGAAGGAAACCCAAUAUUUAAGGACUCUAAAAGCAAUUGCACAUUACAUUUUGAAUGGAAAACUAGUCUUGUAUGCAGCAGAAAAUUGGUUGAAUUUGAUAGGGAUAAGUGUGUUGCAACUGUUAAAAUAUCUAGUCAAAAUGUUAUAAACAAUAUAACUAACGAUUUGAAUAAUAUUUUGAGUGUUAAUAAUUUAAUUGAUGAUUCAACAAAAACAAAUUACCAAAUAGACUUCUGCAAUGGAUCUGUCAGUUUAAAUGGAUCGACAUUUUUUGGAAAUAUGAAUCUUGAAUAUGAUAUAUUUAAGAAACAAUUAAUUGCUAAUUUUCAAAAUACAAAUGAUAAAUAUUUCACAAAUGUAGAAAUUAUUGUUGCAUGCACCAAAUCAACAGAAAAAUUAUCAACAUUUCAAGUUAUUUCAACAAAUAAUGGAGUAAGAAUCACUACAUAUUCUAAAGGUGUGUGUUGUAUGGAUUUCGAUGAUUACACAUAUGAAGAUAUGUGUAAGACAUAUCAAUUAAUUUCUAUAUCAACUACAAAAACUGUUGAAAAUCAGCUAUCCAUGGGUUCUGAGAAUAACAAAUCAAUUGAAACUAAUAUAAAAAUUAAUUUAGAAUUUACUAAAAUAGAAGGAACGUACUUAUCGGUUACAGAACAAAUUGAAGAAUCUGUGACACUUGUUGAAAACUAUGAUACAACUUUACAACAGUUCUAUGGUAAAGAUGUGAUUUUUGAUAAUUUUACUGAUGUAUCAAUAAUUAAGAAAAAAGAAGUUUCUGGUACUUCAUUUUAUACAGUUAUAGUACUAAUGGUCUUAGUUUUAUUACCAUUAAUAUGGAUUUACCGAUCGAAGUUACUGAAGGAAAUAAAGACAAUUUCUUACACUCUGCCGUUUGUAAGUCAUUAAGCCAUCAAGCAUUGAAUAUUAUUGCCAGACGGAGACGAGGAAGUUAUAAUCGUAAUUUAAUGUAAAUUUUAAUUCUAAAUUUAUUUUAUUCUUUACAAGUGAUAUUGUUAAAAAAAAUGUUCCUUAAUAUUUUAAAAAGUUUCUCUUGUAAAUUUUGUCUGUUUUAAAAUUUAAUAUAAAAUUAAAAAUUUCUUUUGUACUUAGUUUUUCUUAGUGUACUUAUUUAUCCAAUGAAGAUUUGA